This is a messenger RNA of Xyrauchen texanus (razorback sucker), 4929 nucleotides long. RefSeq names its product cyclin-dependent kinase 5 activator 1-like. The record is from RefSeq and is a predicted model, not a curated record. Gene Ontology annotation, biological process: brain development; positive regulation of cyclin-dependent protein serine/threonine kinase activity; activation of protein kinase activity. The transcript has 2 exons. NCBI's taxonomy places the organism in Eukaryota, Metazoa, Chordata, Actinopteri, Cypriniformes, Catostomidae. Gene Ontology annotation, molecular function: protein kinase binding; cyclin-dependent protein serine/threonine kinase activator activity. Bases 447 to 1361 code for a protein of 304 amino acids. Gene Ontology annotation, cellular component: cytoplasm; protein kinase 5 complex.
CCAACCAAAGGAGAUAUCCAGUAUCCACAGACCUCUGGAGUGGCUACUGAGACCUCUGAUAAGGCGUGAAGAUUUGUGCUUUGAUCAAAGGCUUUUAUUUGAUUGGAAUUUAGGCUAGCUGACCAUCUUUAUCUUAAGUCCAUUCCUCAGUUUGGAUGACCUCGCAUCUCAUAAAUGCGCAGUUUAUCAAGGAUAAACCAAGACAGCCAUUACUCUUGUUUUUCCAAAGCAUCGUGAAGGAGAUCAGAUUCCUGCUUUUCAGUGAAAGAGCCCUCGUCCAUCCCAACAUCAUUCUUCAUUAAAUAGAGCACCAACCUAAAUUUGGAUGUCUAACACAGAUUAAACAAAUCUCAGGAAGCAGUGGGGCAAGUCCUCAGCUUUGGAACUUGGCAACUUCUUUAGUUGACCCCUGACUUUUGAGGUUCUGAUCAUCCACAUCUGGCACCAUGGGAACUGUGCUAUCACUGUCUCCCAGCUACCGGAAGGCUGCCUUGUUUGAGGAUGGUCCGGCAACCGUGGGCCAAUACACGGCAGUUCAGAACAGCAAGAACGCCAAAGACAAGAAUCUAAAACGCCACCCGCUCAUCAACGUAUUCCCAUGGAAACGGAUAGUGGCUGUCUCGGCUAAGAAAAAGGGUUCUAAGAAGGUACAGCCUAAUACCACCUACCAAAACAAUGUUUCUCACCUCAACAAUGAGAACCUCAAGAAGUCGCAGUCUUGUGCGAAUCUCGCCUCUAUUACCCAGGACCAGACAAGUCCAUCAAACCAAGGCUCUAAAAAUUCCAACAAUACAACUUCAUCUGUCAAGAAGGCACCUCUUUCCAACUCCAAAGUGGUCCCUGGAACACCCAAGAGGGUGAUUGUUCAAGCCUCCACUAGUGAGCUGCUGCGUUGUCUUGGGGAGUUCCUGUGCCGAAGAUGCUAUCGGCUCAAGCAUCUCUCCCCCACUGACCCGGUGCUAUGGCUUCGGAGUGUGGAUCGUUCUCUACUGCUCCAGGGCUGGCAGGACCAGGGCUUCAUCACCCCAGCCAAUGUGGUUUUUGUCUACAUGCUCUGCCGUGACGUGGUUUCCUCUGAGGUGGCCACAGAGCAUGAGCUACAAGCCGUGCUCCUCACCUGCCUCUACCUGUCUUACUCUUACAUGGGCAAUGAAAUCUCAUACCCUCUCAAGCCAUUCCUGGUGGAGACCUCCAAGGAGACUUUCUGGGACCGUUGCUUGUCCAUCAUAAACUUGAUGAGUGCCAAGAUGCUGCAGAUCAACUCGGAUCCUCACUAUUUCACCCAAGUCUUUGCAGACCUCAAGAACGAAUGCCAGAAGGAAGAAGAGAGGAGUCGUCUCCUCAUCGGCCUGGACCGGUGAACAGUUCUGAAGAAGUCAUUGUUGGCACUCUUGUCUGGCAUUUUCAAACUGUUCGUAAAGGAAUAUUCCAAGUUAAAUGCAAGCCAAGCUCAAUCGACAGCUUUUGUAGUAUAAUAUUGAUAACCACAAGAUUUUAUUUUGACUUCUUUUAUUGGGUUAUAAUCUGGGUUACAUUGAGGCACUUACAAUGGAAGAGAAAGGGGUCAGUCCAUAAUAGUUAAAAUACUCACUGUUUUAAAAGUAUAGCUACAAGAUAUAUGUAAUAUAAAUGUUUUUUUGUGUGUUUUUUUGUCAUUUUAGAGGAUAAAAUCACUUACCAACCUUUUAUGUGUAAAGUUAUAUCCAAUUUUACAAUAUUGUUGCCAUGACAACGUAAUGCCGUAACCCCUAAAACAACCAUAAAAAUGACCAUUUAAACAACUUUCCAGCUCAAAUAAUAUACAAGUUUUAAGAGAAGAAUGAAUAUUAGUGGUUUUAUAAGAUUAUAGCCAUCCCAUUGUAUGUGUCUCACCAUAAUCUAGAUUUUUGCUUUUAUAAAUAAAAGGAGGAACAAGUUGAACAUUUUUUUUUUUGGUAAUCAACAUUAUGCCAUAAAUGCUGUUUAUUGAGCAUCACUUGUAUUUAACCCAGAAUAUUACUUUAAAUGAGUUGAGUAAUUAAUGGGCUUAUAUUUAGUAGAUAAUGCUCACUAAUUAUGAGAUUGUUGUCUAUGUCUUUUAAAUUCACAUUCAAACAUUCAAUUUUAUAUAAAGCCACUGGCAAUGCUUCAAUUAAGGAGUUAGAGGCCAUAUGUUUGGCUUAAUAUUACAAUAUUUUAGUGAGGUUUACAUUACCUUUAGCCAUGGUAAUUGCAACAUUUUGCAUUUUAAUAAUAAUAAUAAUAAAAAUGCCAGACUUCAGUGGACCCAAGAGCUGUAAUGUAGUGAAUAUUUAAAAGCAUUGAUGAGAACUUCAAAAGAGGCAACAAGAUAAAAAUAAUAACACAAACAGCUAUGAAUGUGGAGCUGCAGAACCACUGACAUCUGGACAUGUGCACUUUGUGGUAAGAACUUUGCCAGACUGAUCCAUCAGCAACAGACAUGUGUUCUCCUGCUUUGUGUCCAUGAAACUGGACACUUGCUGGUUGAUUAAUACGGCAAUGUUGCAAAGUCUGCAAUGAAGUGCAAGUGAAAUUAUUUGCGUGUUUAUGUCUGGUGGUAUUGAACAUAGGCCACAAAAAAGGAAUAUUGGAUAAAAUUACAUUGAGAAUGGGCCAUCAUUGCACAGUGGCUGUUGAUAUACAUACUAGUGAUGGGAGAGGUCAUCGGCACAUAUAUAAAAAGACCUAGUUUAUUUUCAUCCAUACAGAGUUGAGCAAAUCUGUUGUGGUUUACAUCUCUGAAGCUUUACAGAUUGUUUUACUGUUGCCAUGUUUUCAUUUUAUUUAAUAACUGUAUUCAAGUGAAUGCAAACACAAUCUGGACGGCAAAAGAAACUUUACAUUUUUAAAGCCAACUGCAUUUGUGUUUUGGGAAUGAAACAAGAAAAAUGUACAAAUAGUUUAUUUAGCUAAAUCUGAUGAGCCAUUGUUUUGUCUUUUUGUUUUAAUCUAUUACACAGUCUAGUUUCAACAGGGGGCUGUGUACAGGUAAACCUAUUGUAAACGAAUCAAAAACAGUGCCAUAACUUUGAUGAAAAUCUUGUUUGUUCUAAAAAUACACACCAAAGGCUGGCACAAUUUGGAAUGGUGGGAUUGUCAUUAACAAUGAGUCUCUAUUGCAGUCGUAAUUUAUUGUUAUUUAUUACUUAUUUUCACACAUUUCUCUCUUGCAAUUUGAGAUUUUAGUAAUGUGUUGUAAAAAAAAAAAAGAAGGUAAAUCUGUUACAUUCAAGUAAUGCAUUUAGUCUGGUGGCUACCUUUUGGUGGAAAUGAAGAUUGUGGUUGAUGCAAAUUUGCAUUAGAAUGUAUUAUUUAAGGCUAUAGCAUCUAAAAGCUUAGUUUCAAACCAUUUGCAAAUCUGAGAAACACCAUGGGUAAUUCAUCAUAGCAACAGAUGAUCGGUUUCAAUCUCAGUAAAAAUACCUGAAACCAAUUUCUCUGUGAAGUACUGUUGAGAUGUUCUGCAUAUCAGCACAGCAAAAACUAAUCGUGAGUGAUUACUAUUUGAAAACACAAGACAAACACUGGAGAUAACAAGCUCCCUGGCAUUAAACUGGAUUAGAUGUGGUCUAUUUCUGGAGAUUAGCAGAAUUUAUAUUAGAAAAAAGAAAGCCAUGUGGACCAUCAGGGCAUAAUACACUACAGUAAAGCAGCCAACAUGCUUCUAAUGACAUUUACAUAGGGGUAUUAGUUUUUUAAACACUUGUCAUUGCCCCUGAUAGCUGCUUUAAAGGAAUAGUUCAACCAUAAUAAUAAUUAUUAUUAUUAUCAUAAUUUUGUCAAAAACAACAGGACCAGGGUUGUGGUCACCAUUGACUUUCAUUGUAUGGAAACAAGAAGCUUGGACAUCCUGUUUGAUAACUCCUUUGGUGUUAAGUAGAAGCAAGAAAGUCAUAUGGGUUUGGAUCAACAUAAUGGGUGAGUAAAUGAUGAUUGUCCAUUUGAGGGUGAACUAUCCCUUUAAAACUGUGGGCCAAACUGUACAACUGAAUAUAACAUUUGCAGCUACAUUUGUGACAUGUACUGUAAAUGAACCUGGACCAUGGUCAUAGGGGGAUUCUGCAUUAUAAAUUAUAUAUUUACCCAUUUUAAAACAUCUCAACAGUGCUAAAUUGUGCAUGCUUUCUUUCAGUAGUGAUGUCUUAAUUUUCUUUAAAGAGUAAAAAAUAGAAAAAAAAGUGACAGUCUUUUACGCAAACAUUGUCUCUGUUAACUCAUGCAAAAGCCUGUUCUUCUCAUGAUACGAAAGAUGUUUCUGAGCAGUGAGAUAGAUUGCAUUGCUUUAUUAUGUGACAGACUGUGUAUAUGAAUGAGAAGAUGGUUGAGGAAACCAAUAAUUCACUUAGUAAUGUGCCAGAAGAGGUUUAGACAUGACUACUGAUUCAGCAAUGGGGACUUGCACUUUUCUGUGAGAUUGUGUGAGUUUGCCGUGGCAGGGCUGAAGUUGGUGAGCCCUGCUUUGCUGCUUGCCUGCUUUCACUUGCCCCAGCUCACAACAAUGUGCCAUUUCUUCACUUACAUCACAGAGUCGUCCUUUGGAAAAAGUAAAACACUUAAGAGACAAGCAAAAGAUUAAAACGCCUGUCAAACUCUGUUACUUGUUGCAUAAUUCUUUGAAGAACUAAAACGACAGUGUUACAAAAACAAGGACUGCAUGAGUGUGUGAGAGUGUGAAUUUAUUUGUACAGACGAAUGUGUUGUGUGCAAGUUGAUUUUCUAGGAACAGAGCAUGGCCAUGCUUUUUAGAGGGUAAUACUCUAUAGUAUCGGGCUUGAGUUUGACAGGCAGGUGGGAAGGGGUGUAUCGAUCUGUUACCAUAUUGUUCUUUUAAAAAAGACAAAAAUCUGUUGCUGUAAUUUAAAUAUUUCAUUUUGUUUCUGCUUAUUUUUAUUUAUUUUUGUACUGUGAUGAGAAAUAAAAUGCACUGAU